This is a messenger RNA of Cyprinodon tularosa, 1124 nucleotides long. RefSeq lists its product as uncharacterized. The transcript has 11 exons. The coding region runs from base 76 to 1053 and encodes 325 amino acids. The record is from RefSeq and is a predicted model, not a curated record. Lineage: Eukaryota; Metazoa; Chordata; Actinopteri; Cyprinodontiformes; Cyprinodontidae.
GAUAUCCAAGCAGCAGGAGAGCUUGAGGCUUGAACAGGUAGCAGGAAUGUAACCUCCCGGUUCUUCCACAGGGAAAUGGACGAGAUAAGGCCUUUGUUGGACAACCAGCAGCACCAGAACUCAGAUCUUCUGUCCCCCAACCUGAGGCCGAGACACCAGAAUCUGAUCCCUACACCAUGUGGACCGAUCAAGGCGUGGUCGGAGCUGUCCAACCUGGUGAAGAUCUAUUUCUGCUUCAGCAUCGUGUCCCUGCUGGCGCUGCUCGGCCUCACCAUCUCCAGCAUAUACAAGCAGCACAAGACCACGGACGUGGCUGACGAGGACAACUUCACGGUGUCCCUCAUUCAGCUGGUUGGAAUAUGUUUUUGCAUCUACUACAUCACCCGUGGCGUGCUGCAGGAGAACAGACAGGAGCUGAUCGCCUUCGUUCUCAGCGUGCUGGUGGUCUUCAUCCGCUCGGUGAUCAACUACGCCGUGGUGGGCUCCAAGGGCAAGCAGGAGGUGCUGGUUCGCUUCGUGUGCAUCGUCAGCCUGGGCAUCAUUCACAUGCUCUGCACCAUGAUGCUCAUCCUCAGGCCCAACAUGAUGGCGUUCCGUGUGGGCGGGGCCCUGGAGAGCCUCCAGGAGCAGUACUUUCUCCUCAACCUGUGUUUCUCCAUGGUGACCUUUGACCUGCAGGCUCAGCUGUGUCUGUGCAUCCUGAUCACAACAUCGGACUCUGCCAUGUCCACCAUCAACACCAUCAUCCUGGGAGUCGGGGUGUUCUGGGCCUUGGUCACCGCCACUUUCGGAGCCAUAGCGGUAUUAAAGGAAUCCAAGGUUCUGGUUUGGGUCUUCAUGGGGCUGAACCUUCCUCAAGUGGCCUUCUUCGUUUACCUGAUGUACUCGGUGAUAGAGAAAUGGUUCAAGGACCAGACGUACACCCUGGAGGCAGCCGCCGUCACCGGAGCUUUAAUUUCACUGCUGAUCAAAGGCGUUUUAUUCUGGGGCCUCAUCAAACUGGUGCAAAGCUUCGGACAGGGACUCAGAGAGAGAAUGUUUGCAUCCAGUUAGAGCGUCUCAUCGGCUGGCUGCACAUCGCCAUCUUCUCUGCAGCUUCUGCAGACUGACAGGAAUGCAUAGCU